Ananas comosus (pineapple) is the source of this 798-nucleotide messenger RNA. RefSeq lists its product as uncharacterized. The transcript is spliced from 3 exons. The record is from RefSeq and is a predicted model, not a curated record. NCBI's taxonomy places the organism in Eukaryota, Viridiplantae, Streptophyta, Magnoliopsida, Poales, Bromeliaceae. The coding region runs from base 22 to 675 and encodes 217 amino acids.
CAAUCCAUCGGCCCCAUCGCAAUGCUGCCCUUCUCCUCCCACGCCCGCUUCUUCUCCUCUCUGAAACAGGUUGAAGAAAGAUUAGCUUCGGAGGAUUCACCUCCAAACAAAACCCCCAAACCAGAAGCCUCUUCUUCAAUCGAUCCGUCCGGCUCCCCGAUCUUCCUCGCCUACCCUCAAUCCAAUCUCCGCGACAGCGAUAGCGGCAGCGGGCCCGCUCGCGACUUCCUCUCCUCCUCCUCCUGCUCCGAGGAGAAGGGAGGAGAAGAUCAUGCGGAUCAGAAAGAACAAGAAUGCGACACUGGCGACGAAGACGACGACGACGAGAUCGAGCAUCUGAUGAAUCUACUGGACGUAGAGGUGGACGUAGAGGGAGCGGGAGAGGCGGCGGAGAGCUGCGGAGAGUGCGAAUUUUACGCGAAGGUGGGCGGGGUGAGGGGGCCCAAGUGCGAGAAGGAGAGGCAGAGGUUGGAGGGGUGGGUUGAGCAUUUCUACCGAGGAUGGAGGGGCGCGGGGCGGAGGGAGCCGGCCAGGCUGGCGCAUCUGCUGCUGGCGAAGGCGUCGUGCUCCGCCGACGGGUGCGGCGGGAUCGGGUUCCCGGAGACGGUGGAGGAGUUCUUGGAGCAUGACCCGGUUCUUGCUACUACCGUACCGGCGGGAAGGGAGGGAGAAUAAUAAUACCUGCCUUUGUUUGAAUUGAAUUAUUAUUGCAGGCUACAUUUUAGCUUUUGAAUGUCUAGAAUUCGCUAUUAUAUGGUAAUACUAUUAUUAUAAAUAAUGGUAAAAAGUGCAGGGUAA